UGUACCAGGGGGCUUUGGGGAGAGAAAGGAAAAAAAUUAAAAUCUUAAAAAAAAAAAAAAAACUUCCAUAAAAAAAUAGGAGGGAGACAUUUUCAACUGUAGAAUUUGUGCUGAGGAAAUAUGAAUGGCAGUAAUAUCAAGUACCACUUUAAGUGGUGUUUAGUGGCAAAGAAAAGAUAAAUGUUGGAAUUGCUAUAAUAUUUCAGAUCAUAGGAGUGAUGAAAUCACUGCAUUUCUAUUGAGUGGUAAGAACUGUUGUUGGUUGCAUAUUUUGCCAGUUACAGUCAUGAGUUGCUUAAUGACAGGGAUAUGUGUUGUGCAAACAUCGUAGAGAACACUUACACAAACGUACAUGAUAGAGCCUCCUGCAUACCUAGGCUGUAUGUACUGAUCUUAUUUGACCACCAUUGUAUAUGUGGUCUGUUCUUGAGUGAAACAUUGUUAUGCAGCAUGUGACUGUACCUGAGAACCUUCUUUGUUUGGUCACUGGAAUAUUGCCAUGGUCAUGUUCUGUGUUGAUUGUGGCAUAGUAAAUGGUAGAAUCAGUGGCAACCCAGCACGCCCAGGCUUGGAUGUGGGCUCUCUGAGAAGUCUGCAAUUGUUGAAGCCACACUCAACAUGGACCCAAAGGCUCUGAAGAAACUGGUCGAAUCUAUCAGUAAUACUGUCAAGAGCUUCAAAAAAAGUGAAGUAGAGUGUCUCAUAAGACUUUUUCACAAGUUGGUGGGAAGAGCUGAUGUCAGACUUGAUAACGUUGGACUAGAUCGUAAUGCGUUUCGAGGGAUCCUGUACAGCAUAUUUGGAAUGACUGAUGAUGUACUAAUGAAUAGGGUAUUUUUUGCAUUUGACAAAGACAAUGAUAACUGCAUAAAUGUAAAAGAAUGGGUUAAAGGAUUAUCGGUUUUUCUUCGAGGGACUUUUGAAGAAAGGCUGAAGUUCUGUUUUGAAGUCUAUUAUCUGAAUGGUGAUGGUUACAUUUCUCGAGAGGAAAUAUUUGACAUGUUGAAGAACAGUCUACACCAACCGUCAUCUGAAGAAGAGACUGAUGAAGGAAUAAAAGAGUUGGUAGACAUAACACUGAAGAAAAUGGAUUAUGACAAUGAUGGCAAGAUAUCUUUUGCAGACUUUGAAAAAGCAGUGAAAGAAGAGAGACUUUUGUUGGAGGUGUUUGGACCAUGUUUACCAGAAGCAAAGAAUUGUCUUGAUUUUGAAGCCCUGGCAUUCAGACAUAUCCUGACUUCUAGGUUUUGAAUGUGAAUCACUCAAUAUUUGUAUUAAAAUCAGAAACAGA
Messenger RNA from Equus caballus (horse), 1291 nucleotides. Its product is annotated as calaxin. NCBI's taxonomy places the organism in Eukaryota, Metazoa, Chordata, Mammalia, Perissodactyla, Equidae. Gene Ontology annotation, molecular function: calcium ion binding. The record is from RefSeq and is a predicted model, not a curated record.